Messenger RNA from Tachyglossus aculeatus (Australian echidna), 2233 nucleotides. It is a transcript of the gene CRTC2, whose product is annotated as CREB regulated transcription coactivator 2. Gene Ontology annotation, molecular function: cAMP response element binding protein binding. Lineage: Eukaryota; Metazoa; Chordata; Mammalia; Monotremata; Tachyglossidae. Bases 1 to 2157 code for a protein of 718 amino acids. The record is from RefSeq and is a predicted model, not a curated record. Gene Ontology annotation, cellular component: cytoplasm; nucleus. Gene Ontology annotation, biological process: protein homotetramerization; positive regulation of transcription by RNA polymerase II. The transcript has 15 exons.
AUGGCGGCGCCGGGGGCCGAGGGGCCCGGCCCGGUCCCCGUCGCCUCAGCGGCCGCCGCCACGGCCGCCAACCCGCGCAAGUUCAGCGAGAAGAUCGCGCUGCAGCGGCAGCGACAGGCCGAGGAGACCGCCGCCUUCGAGGAGGUCAUGAUGGACCUCGGGUCCGCGCGGCUGCAGGCCCAGAAGCUGAGGCUGGCACAGGGCCGGAGCCCUUACUACGGAGGGUCGCUGCCCAACGUCAACCAGAUCAGCGGCGCGCUGGCUGAGUUUCAGAACCCCCUGCAGUUUCCGCUCGAGUCCCCACGGGCCCCGCGUCACCACGGCCCGGUGGGCCGAGUCCAGCGCGACCCGCGGGGGCGGGUCAUGUCGCCGCUGCGCCGUCACGGCCGCCACAUGGACAGCUCUCCCUACGGCUCCGCGUACCUGUCCCCGCCGCCGGAGCUGCCCAGCUGGAGAAGGACCAUGCCCUGGGGGAAACUGUCCACGGAUCAGGGGCAGCUCCAUCUCCUGCCGUCCUCGCUCAACAGGACCAGCUCAGAUUCGGCCCUGCACACGAGCGUCAUGAACCCCGGAUGCCAGGACAGGUACCCGGGCCCCGUCCUGCCCCCAGGGCCCCUGCCAGCUCGGAAGGCCGGUCCCCCCGACGGCCAAGCCGACGGCACGGUGUUUCUCUUCCACGCGCCCCCGCCCGCCGAGGAGACCCUGCUCCACGACCAACAGUGGCUGAGCCCCUGGGACAGCAAGAAGCUCUCCUCUUCCUCCUCCUCCUCCCCCUCCGCCCGGCCCCGCUCCUGCGAAGUGCCAGGGAUCAACAUCUUCCCGCCCCCCGCCCCGCCUCCCGCCGCCCCCCUGCUCCCGCCGGCCUUGAACACGGGGGGCUCGCUGCCCGACCUGACCACGCUGCACUUCCCCUCGCCCCUGCCCGCCCCGCUGGACCCCGAGGACGCCGCCCUGCCCGGCCUGAGCGUGGGCGGCAGCACCGGAAACCUGGCGCGGACCCUGAACCACCUGGGCCUCAGCGGAGCGGGGCUGGGGGCGGCCGCCUGCGACGUCCCAGGACUGCCCUCCUCCCCCCUGAGCACCCCCAACCUGCAGUGCUCCCUGAGCAACCCCAACCUGCAGGCCGCCCUGUGCAGCCCGCCCCCCGCCCCCCUCCAAGGGGCCCACAGCCACCCCUCGCUGGUCCACCCCGGCCCGCCCGCCCCGGGCCCGGCCCGUCCCGUCCCGCCCGCCGCCCUGGGCCCCUCGUCCCUCAGCGCCCCGGCCCUGUCCUGCCCCUCCGCCGCCUCCGCCCUCGCCCGCCACUACCGCCACCCCCACGCCCCCGAGGCCUGGUACGCCUGCCCGCCGCCCCCUCCCCUGUGUCUCCGUCCCCCUGUGUGCCCCUCCACCCCAUCUUCCAUCGCCCAGGGAGUCGGCCCGGACCCCGGCAGCGUCCUGCCCGCUGACAGGCCGCGGCCCCCGUACCGCCCGCCCGGCCCCCGGCCCCCCGGCCCCGGGUACUCCCCUGGGCACCCGCCGCACCCCCCGUCCGCCGGACACUUCAGCCUGGGCAGCGUGAGUGUGCCCACACCCCCCGGGAAGCGCCCGUCGGCCUCGCCGUCCACCGCCGCGUUGCCCGUCUCCCCGCUCGGGCCCCUGCACCCCCGUGGCUUUGUCUCCGGGCCGCCUCCGUUCCUUCAGUCGCGUUCGUCGGGCGCCCACCGCCUGGACCAGUUCAUCAUGGAGGCGGGCGACGGGCUGGGCCCCUUGGGCUUCCCGGAGGAGCUGGGCUACCCGGCGGCGGCGGCGGCGGCGGCGGCGGCGGGCCAGGGGCUCGGGCCGGGGGGCGACCGCCCGCAGGAUCCCGCCGCCCACCUCCCGCAGAACCUGCCACACUGUGCCUGCCUCGGCCUCGGCCUCGGGCCCGACGUCCUGCUGACAGGGGACCCCCUGCCCGGCUUCUCCCGGGAGAUCGCCGUCGCCCUGGCAGGCGUGCCCGGCUUCGAGGUGGCCGCGGGGGGCCUGGGCCUGGCCCUGGAGGAGGAGGAGGAGGAGGAGGAAGAGCUGCGCGUGGAGCCCCUCAGCCUGGACGGGCUGACCAUGCUGUCCGACCCCUACGCCCUCCUCACCGACCCCGCCGUGGAGGACUCCUUCCGCUCCGACCGGCUGCAGUGACUCCGGGGACUUGGGGACUCCACGCCGUCCGGAUGGCGCGGGGCCCGGGGCGGGGGGGGGAGAGAGCCAGCGUCCG